This is a messenger RNA of Anneissia japonica, 550 nucleotides long. Its product is annotated as acetyl-coenzyme A synthetase 2-like, mitochondrial. Gene Ontology annotation, molecular function: acetyl-CoA synthetase activity. Lineage: Eukaryota; Metazoa; Echinodermata; Crinoidea; Comatulida; Comatulidae. Gene Ontology annotation, cellular component: mitochondrion. The record is from RefSeq and is a predicted model, not a curated record. The annotation marks the transcript as partial. Gene Ontology annotation, biological process: acetyl-CoA biosynthetic process. The transcript has 5 exons.
GAACCAUUGAACCGUGAAGCGUGGGAAUGGUACAAUGAUGUUGUUGGAGACGGCAGGUGUUCACUGGUGGAUACAUGGUGGCAGACAGAGACCGGAGGUAUUUGCAUCACACCCAGGCCAUCUGACCCUGGGGCUGAAAUUUAUACCGGACCCAUGCGACCAUUCUUUGGUAUUGAUCCUGUACUCAUGGAUGAAAAGUCAAAAGAAUUGGAGGGUAAUGAUGUGAGUGGUGCUCUUUGUAUACGUAAGCCUUGGCCAGGAAUGGCAAGAACUAUUUAUGGAAACCAUCAGAGAUUUCAAGAGGUUUAUUUCUCACCAUAUCCAGGUUACUAUUUUUCUGGUGAUGGGGCAACCCGUGAUGAAAAUGGUUUCUACCAUAUUACAGGCCGUGUUGAUGAUGUCAUCAAUAUCAGUGGUCAUAGAUUGGGGACAGCAGAAGUUGAAGAUGCAAUGGAUGAACAUCCAGCUGUUGCUGAAACUGCUGUGGUAGGAUUCCCACAUGACAUCAAAGGAGAAGGUAUGCUUUAUAUUAUACAUAUGUGGUUCAAUG